Molecule: messenger RNA, 1501 nt
Organism: Eucalyptus grandis
Lineage: Eukaryota; Viridiplantae; Streptophyta; Magnoliopsida; Myrtales; Myrtaceae
Exons: 8
Coding region: 215-1246 (343 amino acids)
Cellular component (GO): membrane
Source: RefSeq, a predicted model, not a curated record
ACUUCCCCCGACCGAACGGUCAAAACUACCGUUCCUCCCCUCCCCCCGACCAGCACCGCCACCACCUAAUAGACAACAAUUGAAAACAUAAAGAAAAAAAAGAUCGAAACUUUCAUUGCCCCCGCAUCAAUGGCCGCGUGCCCACGUCCUCUCCGAUAGCCCCCCCACAACACCCUCUUGCCCGCCCGAGGAGGAGCGCGAUUGUAGGGGGCAGAUGGGUCUCGUGGUGUACUGGUACGACGCCGUCUGCUUCGGCAUCGUCGCCGCCUCCUUCCUCGGUUCCCUGUGGGUGAUAUGGCGGAAGGAAGGCGGGUCGCGGUUGGACGACAAUGCCAUCUUCCAGAGCUUGCUGUCGGGUCGGCCCGAGCCCGAGGGUGGCUACUUGGUGGCCAAGCCCCGGAGCCACGUCGACUCUUCUUGCCUGUGGACCAGUUGCUGGCGAGGGCUCCAUCCCGGUUGGCUGUUGGCGACCCGGCUGGGCUCGCUCGCCGUCAUGGGAGGCUUCCUUGCUUGGGACAUUGUGGAAUGGGACGCCACCAUUUUUGUUUAUUACACUGAGUGGACUUUCGCACUUGUCAUGGUCUACUUUGCACUGGGUACUGUGGUUUCCGCCUAUGGAUGCUGGGUGUAUUCAAGACAACCUUCCACUGGAAAUGGGUUGACGGAUCAGCUUUUGGAGAGAGAUUUAGAAGAUAAUCGAAUAUCAGCUACCAGUAAUUAUGGGGUAAAAGUAGUGGAAACUAGGGUUAGUAAAUUGAGAAGCCGCUACACGGAAGAGGAGAUUUUGCAAAGAGCUGGAUUUUGGGGAUAUGUUAUGCAAAUUAUAUAUCAGACUAGUGCAGGUGCCGUUAUUCUCACAGAUGUUGUGUUCUGGUGCAUAAUUGUGCCAUUCCUAUCCAAUGCUCAUCUUGGACUCAAUUUGUUGAUGGGUUGCAUGCAUACAUUGAAUGUGUUCUUCCUUCUGAUUGAUGCUUCACUCAACAGCCUCCCAUUUCCUUGGUUCCGGCUCGCAUACUUUGUCCUCUGGAGUUCAAUCUAUGUCAUCUUUCAGUGGGUCAUUCAUGCGUGUGGUUUCUCAUGGUGGCCAUAUCCAUUCCUCGAUGUAUCAUCACCUUGGUCUGCUGCCUGGUAUUUUGCCAUUGCCGUGGUUCACAUCCCAUCCUACGGCCUGUACGCGCUGAUCAUGAGGUCGAAAAACUCAAUUCUUUCCAGAUUGUUUCCUCAUUCUUUCACAAGGUCAUUCUAGGUUCUUCUUCUUGUGACCCGAUACGGAUUUUCCUUUUCGGGCCUUUCUGUUUGGCUGUGUGUUUGUUGUAUAGAAAAAGGAGAGAUUACACGAAACGCAAUUCAUCCUUUCUAAACGCUGUGAAUUCAACACCCUGUCGGACCCUUUUCUGAAAAGAUUGGACUGCUGCUUUUGAGCGUCAACCAAUGUAUAGACUUCCUAAUAUCAGAGCCAUGUUCCUGUUGGCUAAACAACAAAAGAGGAAGCCAUUCUCUU